Armigeres subalbatus is the source of this 1550-nucleotide messenger RNA. RefSeq lists its product as uncharacterized. The record is from RefSeq and is a predicted model, not a curated record. The coding region runs from base 381 to 1550 and encodes 389 amino acids. NCBI's taxonomy places the organism in Eukaryota, Metazoa, Arthropoda, Insecta, Diptera, Culicidae. The transcript has 4 exons. Gene Ontology annotation, molecular function: zinc ion binding.
CGAUGGAAGCAGCGGCAAUGGAAACGGUUUAGCUGGUCGGGGAUGCAGUCCUGCCUCCCUCAUUGGAGGUGGCCCCUAACCCAGCACUUCCUGGUCAACCCAGGAUGUCUGUUGAGCAGAUUCCCCCUCCAUUGUUUAGGAAGAAAAAAAAAACACACACACACAUACACACAGACAUCACCUCAAUUCGUCGAGCUGAGUCGAUCGGUAUAUAACACUAUGGGUCUCCGGGGCUUCUAUAAAAAGUUUGUUUUUGGAGCGAUUAUAUAGCCUUUACCGUAUACUUAGUAUACGAGAAAGGCAAAAAGGUGAAAAGUGACAUAAUAUUCAAUUUAACUCGCUUUUUUGGCCAGGUCAAUUUUUCAUUGCAGCGGGUAAUAAUGUAUCAACCAACGAAUCUAUAUAAUGUGCGUGUGGAGGUGGACAUAGUGGACCUAUUUGAGUUUGCUCAGGGAAGCAGAAGGAACUGGCUGGAAGGAAACGAAGUAUUCAAAAACAAUCACGUGUUGAUAGCAGGGGUCUCAAAAGUGGUCGAUGACACGUUCCACAUAUUCUGCAGCUGCCUCCGUGGAUCGAAUCCCGCAGAACCACCGAGAGAAAUUUAUAUGGUGGCAUCCCAAUACCUACAAGAUUGGGAGAUGCGGUGCACUUGCACAGCGGGAAAUUACCGUUGCAAACAUCUGUUUACAUGUCUUUUAUACAUUCACCAGAUUAAAGACUUGGAGAUGUUGUCGAGCACUGAUAUACGUCAACAAUGGGGCAAAGUGGCAAAAAUACAGGCGGCAAAUUUGUAUGAUCCUGCCCCACUGUCGUCAUUGUGCAACCAGCGCAAGAAAACAAUAUCUGAUGUUAUGUCUGAUGAUCUCGCUACGUCCAUUUUAAAACUUUUUAUAACAGAGCUACCAGACUCUGCCUUAGCUAAGUCGUUAGCAGGUAGGAGUAUACUGGACCAGUCGAAGGAUGGUCCCUCUCCAUCUUCUAAUCAACCUUGCACAUCAUUGCAGUACACAAAUCAACCAAAGUUGCCUGAAUUAAAUCUACACCAGCGAAGCACAGUAACUCACCAAAACGACUUUGACGAAGUACAACAAGCGCAGUCGUUUCUCAGGCCAUUUAUCACUAUACCACAGGUUACUUCCAAAUGGAAGUACUACUACGGACCACUGCGUUCUGACAAGAUGUAUCGAUUCUACGGCUCCAGAGUUUGUGUGUCCCCACAGAAAAGCCUGAUGAUUAGCGCCGAGACACACUGUCAAUCGAACAAUAUUUGGCGACGUGAGAGAAGCAUCCGCAUAACCGCGAGUGGAUCCUAUGACUUAUAUACAUAUUAUGUUAACGACUACGGUAACCGUGACUGGUCUAAGAAGUUGUCCUCGAUCAUCCACCCCAUGGAAAAACGGCUACCAUCUCUUAUGUACGGCAAGGAAAAGGAAAGCAUUGCUUUACGGUGUUAUACGAUGAAGAACCCAGGAAAGACAAUUAUACGAAUGGGUUUCGUGGUACCACCAUCAGCUCCUUUCAUGGUUGCUCUCCAGAUGCGGUUGUUGUAG